Molecule: messenger RNA, 1485 nt
Organism: Pristis pectinata (smalltooth sawfish)
Lineage: Eukaryota; Metazoa; Chordata; Chondrichthyes; Rhinopristiformes; Pristidae
Product: osteoclast stimulatory transmembrane protein-like
Exons: 2
Coding region: 1-1485 (494 amino acids)
Cellular component (GO): membrane
Source: RefSeq, a predicted model, not a curated record
AUGCCUACCUGCAUAAACUGUGCCAAUUCUUUGCACACUUGGAAAGUCAAUGUACAACGCCAGCCGAGUUAUAUUUGGUCUAUCUUUUCCAAGCCCACUCCACGCAAUGUUAAAGAGCUUUUCAUCCUGUUACUUUUCUGUCUGAGUAUCGCUGGAGCUGCUGGAAGUUCUUUGUUUUACUGGAUGUCUCAUACACUCCAAUUCAAGGAGGACGUGUCUGGUAUAUUUAGGGGUAGCUUCACCGCUGUUCUUCUGGUGCUCCUCUUUCUGGUGCAUCCUGUCCGGUGUCUAUUCACUCUGAUAAUACCUACAUUGAUCACCCAACAGGGGCAAAAGAUACUUCUAUCUGGAUGCUGUUUACUCAUUGUAACAAAUAUAAUUCCAAACAUAAUUCAAAAUAUCAAAAUGGUGCUGGAAGUAAACCAAUGCAUUAUGUGGAGUACCACAGAAGGUAUCUUAAACUUUGUACAGUUUGCCCCUGACAAAAUGCUUACAGAGGGAAUGAGCAGCAUGGCCAGAUUUAUUACAUCAGCAUUCAUAAAAAUACAAAGCUCUUCUACAAAAACAAAUCUUGAACGUGUAAGAAAUAAUUUGACAAGCAUUGGCCAUAAGAUAAACAGAGAUUUUCACGGCAUACAAGUGUGGAUGGAUCAAGUCACACUGGUGUUAAACAGAGCUCUUGCUGUCAUUUUCUUCAUUUAUAUGAUUGUAACAUCAGCCUGGUAUCUCACUCACUAUCUGACAGAUCUAGAUUUUGACAACAGAUACUCUCGGAGGAGGUUGGAGAAACUGGCCAAGAGCAGAACCACUGAUUGUGCCGAGAUUAGGGCUGUGGCUGAAAAGUUAACAAAAAGAACGGGACUCAAAUUGUCUGAAAAGGAAAAGAAGAAAUGUCUGAUAAAUGUUGCAAUGAUCACCACCUACCUGUUACUCUCUGCGGUUGUUGUAGCAGCAGACUAUGGCAUCUUCUACCUCACAGGAAGCCUCCUAGAAUGGACAGAGAAUGCUCCUCCCAUUCCUAUAACCAUUGAUUUCCAAUUUUUAGGUGUAAAUGUUUGGAGUUUUCCCUGGCAAUACACACUGAUACCUGCUCAAUGUGUGAAGCAGCCAGUUCCUCCAGCCUCCAAGGGAAUAUAUAUUACUGGUGGCCUAUUCAUUAUGACUUAUUUCAUGGCAGUGUUAGAUGCUUAUGCAGUCCGCAUACGCAGAAAAGUUGCGGCCUCGUUUUUUUGGAAGGUGGAAGAAGAAAGGAUUUGUUAUUUCUACCAGAAGAUUUCAGAGAAAUAUGUAAAAGAAGACAAUGGAGAGUGUUUAAGCACAGAUGACCUCUUGAAGAAAGAUUCCCGCCAGAGAGGAAGUGCUGAGCAGGAAGCUCAUGUGCCUCCACAAGGAGGGCAGGAGAACAACAGAACAACUGGGGCUUGUUGCCUCUGCCCCUGCUCCCGCCCCCAACCCACUGAGUUCCUCCAGCAGAUUGUUUAUUAA